UUAGCGCGGCCGGGCCCGCUCCGCCGGAAAGCGCCGCCACCGCCCGCCGGCCCCGCUCCGCCUCGCUCUGCUCCGCUCCGCUCCUCCGCCCCGAGCCCAUGAGCCUGAACGAGCACUCGAUGCAGGCGCUGUCCUGGCGGAAGCUCUACCUGAGCCGAGCCAAGCUGAAAGCCUCCAGCCGUACCUCCGCGCUGCUCUCCGGCUUCGCCAUGGUGGCUAUGGUGGAAGUUCAGCUUGACCCAGACCACGACUAUCCUCAGGGGCUCUUGAUAGCCUUCAGUGCCUGCACUACUGUGCUCGUUGCAGUUCACCUUUUUGCACUCAUGAUAAGUACCUGCAUCCUGCCAAACAUAGAGGCUGUUAGCAAUGUGCAUAACCUCAACUCUGUCAAGGAAUCUCCUCACGAGCGCAUGCACCGGCACAUUGAGCUCGCCUGGGCCUUCUCCACUGUCAUUGGGACUUUGCUCUUUCUUGCAGAAGUGGUGUUACUGUGCUGGGUCAAGUUCCUUCCUUUAAAGAAGAAAACUGACAACACCCCACAGAGCAACAGUUCUACCAUCACAUCAGGGCAGGCAGCAGCCAUCGCAUCCACGUCCAUCAUGGUGCCCUUUGGAUUGAUUUUCAUUGUGUUUGCAGUCCACUUCUACCGGUCCCUGGUGAGCCACAAAACAGACAGGCAAUUUCAGGAACUCAAUGAACUUGCUGAAUUUGCACGGCUCCAGGAUCAACUGGAUCACAGAGGUGAUGCUGUCACCUCAGCUGUCACCAAUUUUGUGUAAACCUGUGCUUAAGAAAAUUAACCCACUCUUCUGCUUCUGCCUUAUGGUGACUCCCUGUGGAUGAACUGGUUGAACUGCUGAUUACUGUUUAAAGAAUAAUUAUAAAUAUUGUUCUAACCCUUUAGAGAGGGAAAAAAUGUUCCUUUCAUACAAGUUUUGCUAUCUGAAGGAAUGGAUGGUGGGGUGUGAUUGCACUGCAUGUGCAGCCCUCCUCCUGUGAACACUGUCUCGCAUCUUUCUCGUUAGUGCUGAAUGGUGGCUGUAUAAAUACAUGGAAAAUAACAUUGUACAUUUGGGUAUUUGUUAGGAAUGGAUAGAGAAGUUGUGGAUUUUUUUUCUCUGUUUAUCUGAUGUUGGCAUUUACUAGAAGAUACUGCUUGUCCUAUCCAUAUUGCAUGGCAUGAUACAAAUUACUUGGGACAUGCAGCAAUUAGCGCUCGGUUUCAGCGCUAGCGCUGCUCUCCCUGGAAAGCCUGACAGAUGGUAGGAGUGAAAGCUUUCCCAGCACUUUCCCCAGUAUGUUUUGCUGCCAAGUAAUUAUUACUUUGCUGAUUUCUCCAGUGCCUUUUUCCCGUGGCACUUACACAUUUUGUAACUUGCUAAACACCCAGGACUAAACUUACUGCGAUGUGGUGUGGCCACAUGAGUAGGAAUGAGACUCGACUCUUCUCUUCCAUGGAAGAAAAUAAAAGCAAUAACUGUUUUUUAAAGUUCUCAUGAGCUGGCACAUAUUAUCUGGAGAGAUAGAUUUGCCUGUUUCUCUUUGAAGAAUCCUUUUUUAAAAAGAAGGAACUAGAUGGAAAUUAUCACUGGAUAAUUUUUUUGCUUGAAAAUCAGAACCACUGCUGUUUCUUUUCCAAGCCAAAGUAGUAAUUAUUUUAUACUUUUAUACUGAAAAAAUAUUUUUAAUAGAUCCUCAGAAACAAGCAGCAAAAGGUGCUUUCUCUGUGUUGGAUUCCCAAGUAAUUAGCUAUGCCUUGGUCUUCCUUGUUUAGAAAAGUGUUCUCCUUGCUGACGUGUUGUAUUUAAUAACUCAUUACACAUUUUUGCUUCCAAAGGAUCUGGAAGACAACUUGAUGUAUAUUUAUUUAUGAAAGUAGGUUAUUUGUAAUUAAUACUGCUGCUUUCUUUCGGACACCUCUGUGACAGCAAGGCUACUGUGUUCAUUUCCUCUGAGCAAAACCCUCCAUUUGAUAAGAGGUUUGCCCAGGAAAGAUUCCAGCAGUUGUCCUGGGCUGCUUCAGUAAUUCUGGCUAUGUCUAGGAGUUGAAUUUUUUGGAGCACAGUUCUUCUGUAGAGUAGCUUUGGGCUUUCAUGGGUAAAAGCUGUUUUUUGAACACAA
Melozone crissalis (California towhee) is the source of this 2121-nucleotide messenger RNA. It is a transcript of the gene ORAI1, whose product is annotated as ORAI calcium release-activated calcium modulator 1. The transcript is spliced from 2 exons. Lineage: Eukaryota; Metazoa; Chordata; Aves; Passeriformes; Passerellidae. Gene Ontology annotation, cellular component: membrane. Gene Ontology annotation, molecular function: store-operated calcium channel activity. Gene Ontology annotation, biological process: store-operated calcium entry. The record is from RefSeq and is a predicted model, not a curated record. Bases 99 to 779 code for a protein of 226 amino acids.